This is a messenger RNA of Lutzomyia longipalpis, 1829 nucleotides long. It is a transcript of the gene Hs3st-A, whose product is annotated as heparan sulfate glucosamine 3-O-sulfotransferase 5. Gene Ontology annotation, molecular function: [heparan sulfate]-glucosamine 3-sulfotransferase activity. Bases 472 to 1680 code for a protein of 402 amino acids. The record is from RefSeq and is a predicted model, not a curated record. NCBI's taxonomy places the organism in Eukaryota, Metazoa, Arthropoda, Insecta, Diptera, Psychodidae. The transcript is spliced from 6 exons.
AGUGAGCCAUUGUAUUUAAAUGCACGGUGAUGAGCGCGAAAUUGUAUCCCGUUUAGGUGUUGUGGGUGGAAAGUUUGCAAUAAAGUUGCAGUUUAUAAAGUAUCGACUGAUAGGAAGCACAUGUCUGCUGUUUUCCAAGCUCAACUCUUACUGGAAGUUAGUGUAAAUAUGGUGUAGUUGUGGAGCACAUUUAAGGAUGAACAGCCAAGAGGAAAUGGGAGCAAGGAUACAUACAUAAUUGUGUUGUUAUCCUGCUAUGAAUGUUUUUGUAGUGAAGUAUAAAGUGUGGAGGUGAAAGUUUAAAUUGGAAAACGUUGUGUGUGAACUGUUGUCUAUCAUAAAAUUAGUGGAAUCGAGCAAUUGAGAAUUAUAAUUUGAAUGACGAAGGACACACAUAAGCCACAUAAAUGCAAUCGGCUACCGAUGUGGAUGGUGCUUCAGGUGUGAAGAGGACUACACACAGGGAUCCAAAUGCCAAUGGGAAAAUUCCGACGUGGUGACCAGACAAGAGAUUGCUCUUUGAAAUUUCCCCUGGAUGUUCUAUGGCUCCCUAAAUCUGCUAUCAUGAAGCCUGUCGGGCCAGAUAUUUCAUAUUCCGAGUAUAUUCUCGUGGUUGGGAUUUCCAAACCCAAAUUGGCGGCUCUCUUUCUCUCUGUCAUGAUUAUUUCUCUUUUUUUCACCUUCCACGUCUUGUACGACCGUGCCGUUUUCAGUAUGCAGGUAACACCAACGAUAUCCGAUGGAAGUAGCGGAUAUUCAAUGGGAAAUCGCCGCAGUGUUUUCGAUGAUGCCGGCAUUGUCAUCAAUCAUCCCAUUGUUGUGCCGAAUCGUGUUCAUUUCCCCAAAACGGGACGACGCCUCCCCCAGGCGCUCAUAAUUGGGGUGAGGAAGUGCGGCACGAGAGCCCUGUUGGAGAUGCUCUACCUCCAUCCGCGUAUCCAGAAGGCCGCCGGUGAAGUGCAUUUCUUCGAUCGAGACGAAAAUUACCUAAAGGGUCUCGAGUGGUAUCGAAAAAAGAUGCCACACUCCUUCCGUGGGCAGAUCACCAUUGAGAAGAGUCCAAGCUAUUUUGUCACACCUGAAGUACCUGAACGUGUUAGAGCGAUGAAUGCUAGUGUUAAACUAUUAUUAAUUGUUAGAGAGCCAGUCACAAGAGCAAUAUCAGACUACACCCAGCUGAGGAGUCACUCAGCCACGGCAACACUCCCCCAGGUGCAAGGUACGACGAGCGGCGGUGUUGCUCCAUCGUCACAGGUGUCUCGAAAUUUCGAGGAACUGGCUCUUUUCCCCAAUGGAUCCGUCAAUGAAUCGUAUCGCCCAUUGGCCAUAUCCAUGUACCAUUUGCACAUGCACCGAUGGCUGGAGGUAUUUCCGCGUGAGCAGAUGCUGAUUGUGAAUGGUGAUCAAUUGAUUGACGAUCCACUGUCGCAGUUGACACGGAUCGAGACCUUCCUUGGCAUUCAGCAUCGGAUAAAGAGUAACAAUUUCUACUUUAACGCCACCAAGGGGUUCUUCUGUUUGCGCAAUGAAACCGGCGAUAAGUGCUUAAGGGAGACAAAGGGCCGAAAGCAUCCGCACGUGGAUCCGGCUGUUAUAAGCAAAUUGCGGCGUUUCUUUGCGGAUCACAAUCAAAAGUUCUACGAGUUGAUUGGUGAAGACUUGGGGUGGCCUGAAGAGUAGAUGUAAUGCAAUACUUCAGGGCCAACAGAACUCAAAUCAGUUUUCUUCCUUUUUAAAUGCCAUAAAUAGAUAAAAUUUUUUGUAUAGUAUGGUUUCAGCGAUAUAUAGAAUUUAAUUUAAAAGAAAACAAAUAUUAAAAAAAAGAAAAA